Messenger RNA from Alternaria viburni, 1422 nucleotides. RefSeq lists its product as uncharacterized. Gene Ontology annotation, cellular component: nucleus. The transcript has 2 exons. The record is from RefSeq and is a predicted model, not a curated record. Gene Ontology annotation, biological process: positive regulation of transcription by RNA polymerase II. Gene Ontology annotation, molecular function: DNA-binding transcription factor activity; transcription cis-regulatory region binding. Lineage: Eukaryota; Fungi; Ascomycota; Dothideomycetes; Pleosporales; Pleosporaceae. The coding region runs from base 1 to 1422 and encodes 473 amino acids.
AUGCCCCUCCGAGACAUCGAAUCUAUCUGGCACAGUCCUGGCACGACUACGUAUCUAGACGACAGCGUGUUUCUACCAGGCUCAGCGUAUCUCGAUGCGCAUUCCACGUUUCGGAGUCAUUUGAUACAGGAAGUGAGAUCUAAUGUGCCGACUCGAGAAGUUACACCGGAUGCUGCGCGUGUUGGACUGGGCUGGGGAGAGUCGCAGGCCAAUUACGCUUCAGAUGCAGCGAGGCAUGUCACGGAAACCUCUCUUGAUGCCACACCCAUCAAUGAGCCAGAUACGACGAACAUCCCGCCACCCCAGCUGUCCGCGGAGGAAGAGUUUGAUCUAUGGAAGAACUGGCUCGAUGAAGUAGCCCCCUGGAUCGAUAAAUUCGACCCGGAGCGCCACUUCCAACGCACACUACCCAUCAUGGCACGCUCACACGAUCACUUGCGGUAUUCCAUGCUCGCGCUCUCGGCACGGCAGAUAGAGCGGAAGAAUAACAGUAAACAUACCUCACGAAGUCUAGCUCUCUAUCAAACCGCCAUUCAACUCGUACUACCACAACUACACACGCGCAGCACGCCCGUGAUAGCAUCGUGCGUUGUGCUAUGUGUACUCGAGAUGCUGAGUAGUUCGGCGAAAGCGUGGCAUCAGCAUCUAGAUGGAUGUGCGCAUUUGCUUGAAGCUGUGGGGAUUAAUGGGUUCAGCGGCGGUGUGGAUCAAGCGCUAUUCUGGUGCUUUGCGCGCAUGGACGUCUGCGGCGGACUCAUCGCGUCGUCUAAAACGCUUAUACCGGUGGAGCACUGGCCUACAUCAGGAAUGGGUCUCGAUGCCGACGUGGACCGCUUCCGCUCCGUUGGCGACUACAACGUCUACGCGUGCGAAGCCGUGUAUCUCAUUGCUCAAAUCCUCGACCUGCUGUCUUUCCAUUCCAACCUAGCCGGUCGCGUGGGCGCUACACCACGCUCACCCACAGACACAGAUGCCGCGUACUCCGCACGCUGGACUCAACUCUGGCACCACAUCUCAACAUGGUACACCACGCGCCCCGCAGAAAUGCUCCCAAUCUCCUCCUUCACACCACCUACCUCCCCCUUCCCGCGUCUCCUCUACAGCAACCCCGCCGCCAUGUCCGGCAACCAACUCCACCACACCGCCUGCAUCUUGAUGCUCCGCCACAAACCUCCCAACACCACCGUUACACCUAAACCCAACUCGAUCUUCUGGCACGCGAGACAGAUCUGUGGGAUCUCGAUUAGCAAUGAUGAUCAUGCUGCUUGGACGAAUGCGAUUCAGCCGCUGUGGAUUGCGGGCCAGUGGAUGAGCCAUGAGAGUGAGCAGAAGGCUAUUUUGCAGCUGCUGGAGAAGAUUGAGAGACUUUCGGGGUGGAGUACGAAGUGGAGGGCGGAGGAUUUGAGGGAGUUUUGGGGGUAG